CACCCUUUGCUAGCAAUUCCAACCCUGCUCCUCAUCCCUGUCCCUCUUUGCUGCCCCAUGUCCUAUUGCCGUGAACAUUCUCGCCAAUUUUUGCUCCAUCCCAAUCUCUUUGCUGUUUUUGUUAUAACUUCUAUAGAUUACUCCUACAGUUCCAGCAAGAAUCAAGAAUGGCCUCCGCUUCCCUCUUAACAACACCCACAACCAAACCCGUUCUUCCCCCAAAGUACUCUUCCUAUGCACCCCAUUCCUCUGCCGCUGCAGCCACCGUUAGAAAAGUCCCAGCAAAUGCAUUAACCGGUUCCCGCCCCACAAGCCGGCGAGACUUCAUGGCAGUCUCGCUGGCUACUGCCGCAGGAGUCCUACUGUCUUCGUCGGCUGUGCUUACCCCCCCGGCCUUAGCCUCUUCGGACGAGGAGUACGCGAACGAGACGUCGGAGGUAAUCAACAAGGUCAGGUCGACCAUCAACAUGGACAAAUCAGAUCCCAAUGUGGCGGCUGCGGUGGCAGAGCUGAGGGAGGCUGCCAACUCGUGGGUGGCCAAGUACAGGCGUGAGAAGGACCUCCUCGGCCGGCCUUCCUUCCGGGACGUGUACUCCGCUCUCAAUGCUGUGUCGGGCCACUACAUCAGCUUCGGCCCCACCGCGCCCAUACCAGCCAAGCGUAAGGCCCGUAUUUUGGAGGAGAUGGACACCGCCGAGAAGGCCCUGCUCAGGGGAAGAUAGUUAGGUAAAUGAGACUCAGUCGGAGAGGACGACACAAUUUCCACAUCUUCUUUGUUGCUGGGAACAUCCCAGACCUGCGAGAUUCUCGUUAGAAGCUAUAACAUGAUACAUUACAUCGGUUGUUUAAUUAAGUGUAUGCAAAUUGUAUCCUCUCAUAUAUUAUGUAGAAGCACGUUUGGUCCAGUAAAAGGAGACUGAUACUUUGUUAACCACAAAAAGCAUCAUACUUCAUUGUAACAAACAGAAUAAAGUAUUACAUCAGCUUCCUAGA
This is a messenger RNA of Ananas comosus (pineapple), 993 nucleotides long. RefSeq names its product photosystem II repair protein PSB27-H1, chloroplastic. The record is from RefSeq and is a predicted model, not a curated record. The coding region runs from base 168 to 722 and encodes 184 amino acids. Gene Ontology annotation, cellular component: chloroplast thylakoid lumen; photosystem II. Gene Ontology annotation, biological process: photosystem II repair; photosystem II assembly. NCBI's taxonomy places the organism in Eukaryota, Viridiplantae, Streptophyta, Magnoliopsida, Poales, Bromeliaceae. The transcript has a single exon.